Molecule: messenger RNA, 2328 nt
Organism: Gadus chalcogrammus (walleye pollock)
Lineage: Eukaryota; Metazoa; Chordata; Actinopteri; Gadiformes; Gadidae
Exons: 11
Coding region: 443-2095 (550 amino acids)
Biological process (GO): negative regulation of autophagy
Source: RefSeq, a predicted model, not a curated record
GCCCGGGAAUCGAACCCGGGUCGCAAGAAUGGGAAUCUUGCAUGAUACCACUACACCAGCGGCGCAGCCUGCCAGCGUUUGGUAAUGUUUCUCUGAAAAUCAUUUGCUCAACAAAGUGUUACCAAUAGCAAGUUGCAUUUCAUUUUCACUCAGGAAACGUUGACUUCCUUAUCUUGUGGCCACACAUUCAGAGCCUUCGGAGACAUGCUUUACUGAACGUGUAGGUCUUCAUUGGGGUAUAAACAUCAAGCCAAUAUCAAUACAAAGUUUAUCAGCCAAACUGCCCUGCGUUUGGCUGCGCCGUGAGCAUUUUGAUAAAAAAAACCUGCAACGGGAAUAGAUAGAUCUGAGUAUUAAUUGACUGAAAGGAGCAAAGGAAGUGAUUUAAAUUUGACUGCAGGAGAUGCCUAUUUGGCAGUAGAUUUGGGUGCCUCUUGAAUUGAUGGAGUUUUCUGAACAUAUAAGGACCGCAAACGUGGAGAAUGUGGUGCUGCGACAGCCGUUCCAUCCAUCGACCAAAGGCACAUUAUGCAUAACCGGACACCACCUUAUCUUUUCUGAUCGAGAGAGCCAGAGCUGUCGACAGGUACUUUUGCUCCUCCGGAAUAUCGACGCCAUCGAGAAAAGCGUGGAAAACCUUUUGGGGAAUUCCGGUCUCCUCUCUAGUGCUCGAUGGAAGGAAAGGGCACCUGGACCCUCCUCCGGGACUCUCACCAUUAAGUGCAAGGACCUGUGUGUUUUCCAGUUGGACAUUCCGGGCAUGGAGCAGUGUCUAAACAUCGCUCACUCCAUCGAGGCGUUGUCCUCCAUGAAUGAAGUGGCAGACAUGUAUCCCUUCUUUCACAGGCCCCAUGACGCCAGCCUACAGGACCAAUGGGGUCUCUCCAGCCCCCAGCACCAGUACCAUCAAAUGGAGGCGCUGCGAGGCAGGUGGCGCCUGAGCUAUGUGAACGGAGACCACACAGUGUGUCCCUCCUACCCGCCCACUGUGCUCGUCCCCAAGGCCAUCAGCGAUGACGUGCUGCUGAAGGUGGCCAGGUUCAGGCAGGCGGGGCGCUUCCCCGUCCUCUGCUACCACCACAGGAAGAACGGCAAGGUCAUCAUGCGCAGCAGUCAGCCCCUGACGGGAGCCAAUAGGAAACGCUGCCAGGAGGACGAGCUCCUCCUCCAGGCUGUGAUUGAUGGCUCGGACAAAGGUUACAUCAUUGACACUCGCUCCAGUCAGCAGGCACAGCAGGCCAGGAUGACGGCGGGGGGGGGGGUUGAGUCCAAAUCCAGCUACCCUGGCUGGACAAGGCUGCACAGGCAGAUGGAAAAGGGUAAAGCCCUCCAGGAGAGCCUCAUUAAAGUGGUGGAAGCCUGCGGGGACCAGACAAACAACAUGGACCGCUGGCUCAGCAAGCUGGAGAACUCCAAGUGGCUCUACCACGUCCAGACUGCUCUGUCCACGGCUGGGCUGCUGGCAGAGUGCGUGGAGAGGGACGGCCAUUCAGUCCUGGUUCAUGGUUCUGAAGGCACAGACUGCACCUUGCUCAUCAGCACUCUGGCACAGCUCAUUAUGGACCCAGCCUGCCGCACGCUGGAAGGCUUCCUUACUCUGCUGGAGAGGGAGUGGGUUCAGGGCGGCCACCCGUUUCAGCAGCGCUGUGCCCGGUCGGCCCAUUCCCACGCCCGGCUGCAGCAGGAGGCCCCCGUGUUCCUGCUGCUGCUGGACUGCGCGUGGCAGCUGUGGUACCAGUUCCCCCUGGCCCUGGGGUUCUCCGAGGACCUGCUCCUCAGGCUGGCCACUGAGGCCUAUGCCUCCGACUAUGGCACCUUCCUCUGUAACAGCGACCGGGAGAGGUGUGCCAUUGGUGUGAAGGAGAAGACUCACUGUCUUUUCCAGGCCCUGCUGAAGCCAGAGGAGAGAGAGCUUUACAGCAACCCCCUAUAUGAGUCCACUGAGCUGGCUAUCUGGCCCUCGGUGCACCCCCAGUCCCUGCAACUUUGGAGGGGCUUUUUCCUGAGGUGGAGCCAACAAGGACGUCACCUAGAAGAGGCCCGCGACGAAAUGAGGAACAUGAUCUGCCAGUGGGGAAGGUUAGCGGUCCGGUGAAGUGUGUCUGUAGCUCCACCUGCUGGAGGAUUGGCGCCAGAGGAGAUCCAGAGAGUACAGAAUGUUGAAACCCCUCACGACUUGUUUGGAUGUUUAUCGGAUGAAGAGACUACGGACCAACUGUUUAGACUGUACAAUUAUGUAGUACUACUGUUCAUUAUCAACUGUUCAUUAUUAUGUAUAAUGUCGAAUAAUUUAAAAUACUCUAACCAUGACACAAUAUAUUGUACUGU